Molecule: messenger RNA, 1884 nt
Organism: Symbiodinium necroappetens
Lineage: Eukaryota; Dinophyceae; Suessiales; Symbiodiniaceae
Source: the annotation of a GenBank genome assembly
AUGACGGGUAGCAGGAUUGCGCAGGCUACUGGAAAGUAUCUUGGCAAUAGUGAACAUUUUGCGGUGACUUACGGGGACGGUUUAACUGAUGCAGAUCUUGGUGCCGAGUUUGAUUUCCAUCUUGGGCACAACAAGCUCGGCACGGUGCUGGGCGCCAACCCGCCAUCCCGGUUUGGUGAAUUGAAAUUGGACGGAGACGAGGUUCUGGCUUUCAGCGAGAAACCCGAAUUGUCAGCUAACUGGAUAAACGCAGGCUUUUUCUUCUUCCGUAAAGAAUUUGUUGACUAUGUCGAUGUGGAUCCUGCCUGCGUUCUAGAGCAAGCGCCGUUGAUUAAACUUGCCGGCGACAGCCAGCUGUCAAUUUAUAAACACCAGGGGUUUUGGCAGUGUAUGGAUACGCUAAGAGACCUGGAAUAUCUGGAUGCGCUCUGGGCGAAAGGCUAUAUCGGCGCUCAUCUGGUCGAACUGCUGAAAGAAGAGGGGCACUGGGUUACCGGGUGCGAUAUCGAUCUAUUUGAAGGCUGUGAAUGGGAAAAGUGUGUGCCUGCAGAUCUUGAUCUGAACAAAGACAGCCGCGCGGUUACUGAAGAAGACCUAGCCGGGCAUGAUGCCGUUCUGCACCUUGCUGCUAUUUCAAACGAUCCGAUGGGUGACCUUGAUCCUUCUAUUACCUACGGCAUUAAUCGAGACGCCUCUGUCCGCCUUGCUCAGCUGAGUAAAAAAGCAGGCGUACCUCGCUUUGUUUUCUUCGGGAGUUGCUCGGUUUACGGUCAGGGAGAGAAGCUUGAUCUGGAAGAGACGGACCCGCUAAAUCCGAUUACGCCGUAUGCAAUAUCAAAAAUUGAUUCGGAAGUGAUGAUCAGUCCUCUUGCGGACGAGACGUUUACGCCAGUGUACAUGCGUAAUGCCACAGCUUAUGGGUUUUCUAAAAUGCUGCGUACCGAUCUGGUGGUCAACAAUCUGCUCGGCAGUGCGUUGUCGUACAACGAGAUACGCAUCAUGAGUGAUGGCAGCCCCUGGCGACCGCUGAUUCAUUGCAGGGACAUUGCCCGUGCAGCAAUUGCAUUCAUGCAGGCGCCUGCGGCAGAUGUUCACAACAAGGCUGUUAACGUUGGCGGUAAUUCUGAGAAUUAUCAGGUGAAAGAUGUUGCUGAUCAGGUGCAGAGGUUGAUCCCCGGAGCUGACAUCACCUUUACCGGGGAAGUUGGCGCAGACCCAAGGAAUUAUCGCGUUAAUUUCGAUAUGUUGGCCGAAGUGCUGCCGGAUUUUAAGUUAGCUUAUAACCUUGAAAGUGGUAUGGAAGAGCUUCACAGCAAAAUGGUUGAGCAUGGAUUCAAUGCGGCAGAUUUUGAAGGUGAUCAGUUUGUUCGCCUGCGUACGCUGGCCAAGCGCACCGAUCUCGUGCUGUUUGAAGAAACCCCUCUGGCCGGAGCUUAUGUGAUACGGCAGGAAAGACGCGGUGAUGAUCGCGGCUUUUUUGCGCGGGCAUUCUGCAGUCAGGAAUUUGAACAAGCGGGUCUGGUAACACAGUUUGUUCAGGUCAAUAAUUCCCUGUCUGCAAAAAAAGGCACGUUACGCGGUAUGCACUACCAGCUGGCGCCUCAUGCAGAAACUAAAAUUGUCCGGUGUGUGAGAGGUGCGCUGUGCGACGUGAUCAUUGAUUUACGUCCGGAUUCAGAAACGUUCUGCUCAACUUUUCAGAUAGAGUUGAAUGCUGAAAACCGAGAUAUGCUUUAUGUACCGAAAGGUUUCGGCCACGGAUUUAUCACCCUUACCGAUGACACUGAAGCGUUCUAUUUUGUUGAUGAAUUCUAUGCGCCUGACUUUGAGCGCGGUGUUCGCUGGAACGACCCAAAAUUUGCCAUCGAUUGGCCCAUAGAACCA